Molecule: messenger RNA, 1872 nt
Organism: Amborella trichopoda
Lineage: Eukaryota; Viridiplantae; Streptophyta; Magnoliopsida; Amborellales; Amborellaceae
Product: phospholipase A1-Igamma1, chloroplastic
Biological process (GO): lipid metabolic process
Molecular function (GO): glycerophospholipase activity
Source: RefSeq, a predicted model, not a curated record
CCCAUUAUAAAAAGCAUAGACAGCACACGCACAUGGCAAACAAAACAAAGAGAACCCCACCACAGUAAAAGCUUCCCCAUUGUUGAACCUGGAUCGUUAAUGGCUUCCCAUCUAAGAACACCACCUCCUCUCAGCCAAGCACCACCUCUCAGCCAUGGCUGCACCACCAUCUCAUCCACCUUUCGGCCUCUCCGCCUCUCUGAGUGCAAGGGUCAGCCAUGGCUUCUCGCUGUAAAGAGCAGCAAAGCCGAAGCAACUCUCACUCAGUUGAAAAAGAUGCAAGAGAAAAGCACAAAAGAGAAGCAGCACCAGGAAAAAGAAGAGGAAUUGUUGGAGGAAGUGCAAUAUGAUGAAACAGAGGAGGAAAUAGAAAAAGAGUCGGCUCCGUUAUCCGAAAGAUGGCGAGAGAUACAGGGUGAGAACCACUGGAAUGGUUUGUUGGACCCCAUGGACGGAUUACUACGUCGGGAGAUCAUACGUUACGGCGAAUUCGCUCAGGCGUGCUAUGAUGCCUUCGACUUCGACCCCUACUCCAAGUACUGCGGCACCUGCAAGUACACAGGCGGCCACUUCUUCGAGAAGUUAGGCAUGGCCGACAGUGGUCACGAUCUCAGUCGGUACCUGUACGCCACUUCUAAUAUCAACCUGCGCAAUUUCUUCAGGAAAUCGAAAUUGACAAAGGUGUGGAGCACACACGCAAACUGGAUGGGAUAUGUGGCAGUGACGAUGGACCCCCACGAGGUGCAGAGGCUAGGGCGACGGGAUGUGGUGAUUGCAUGGCGUGGGACGGUGACAUACCUGGAGUGGCUGGAGGACCUGAUGGACUACCUGGCCGUGCCGGGGUUCGGACCGGAUGGAUCUGUGAAGGUGGAGUCCGGGUUCUUGGAUUUGUACACGCAGAAGGAGCAUUCCUGCAACUAUUGCUCCUUCUCAGCUCGUGAGCAGGUGCUAUCCGAUAUUCGCCGCCUCAUGGAGCGCUACAAAGAUGAUGAGCACGAGCUGAGCAUCACUGUCACCGGCCACAGCCUUGGUGGCGCCCUUGCUUUACUCAGUGCUUAUGACAUCGCCGAGACAGGCCUAAACAUCCUACCCGACGGCAGACGUGCACCUGUCACCGUAUUCUCCUUCGGCGCGCCGAGGGUGGGCAACAGACGGUUCAGAGAGCGAUGUAAGGAGCUCGGUGUGAGCGUUUUGCGGACAGUUAACGUGCAUGACAGUGUUCCAAAGGUCCCAGGUGUGCUCGUCAAUGAACAUGUAUCCGUGCCCCGGGCACUGGCCGAUGGCCUGCCGUGGAGUUACGCUCAUGUUGGGGUCGAGCUCGCACUCGACGACACAAAAUCCCCGUUCUUAAAGCCAGGCCUCGACCCUGCAAGCAGGCACAACAUGGAGCUCCACCUACACCUGGUGGAUGGACACAGGGGACCGGGGCACAAGUUCUUGCUGGCCGACAAGAGGGACGUAGCAUUGCUCAACAAAAGCGGAGGUCUGCUAAGGGAUGAAUACGGGGUUCCACCGAACUGGCGACAGGACGAGAACAAGGGGAUGGUGAGAGGCCCUGAUGGCCGCUAUGUGGUGCCCGAACGGCCAAGGAUAGAUGCACACCCGCCGGACACCGCACACCACUUGCAGCAUGCACUCAAAAUUGUUGAUGCUGUCACCUCUUCUGCUGCUGCUUUCACUGCUAAGUCUAGUUCUCCAUCUAGUGCUUCUACUUCCUCUGCCCAUGCCUCUGCAUAUUCUUCUUCUGUACCAGCACCUAAGGCAGUGAAAGCCCGCUAGCUUUCUAGAGAUCACGAUUGUUAAUAGCUCGAUGUAAAUUAAGAGAUAACUCAAUGAGAAAAAUGGGGUUAUUUUACAUCAGUUGAAAUGUUU